AGGUUGUUCUCCUGCGCGCCGCGCCGCGCAGCACCUGCGCCUCAUCUCCCCGCCCUCCGCCGGCCCCGGGCGCCCGUUUCCUCUUCGUCGCCGCCGAUGUCUACCCGGUACACCGGACCGUCCGACUGACCCGACCCCCGUCAUCCCCUUUGCGGCCUGCCGCAUAAAAAUGAGGAGCGACGACCGCGCAUUUAAACGGUGAAGCGCCACCUGUGCCGGCUGGAAAUGCAGGACAAAAGCGGCAAAGGAGCAGCCGAGAGCCCGGUCGGAGGAGACGCAGCAGCCGCAGCGCAGAACCCGCCACAUUUGAACGGGCAUACUGUUCCUCCAAAUGGCUUCAACCCAGCAAGUACAGCCACCCCACAGCAGCAGUCUGAUUCCAGAGCCCCUAGUCCUGACCCUGCAGUUGUCCCCAGGGAUCAGUGGGGCGGGAAGUAUGAGUUCCUGCUCUCCUGCAUCGGUUACUGCGUGGGCCUGGGCAACGUGUGGAGGUUCCCUUACCUGUGUUACCGCAACGGGGGAGGUGUGUUUCUCAUCCCCUACUUCAUUAUGCUCUUUGUGACGGGAGUUCCUCUCUUCCUCAUGGAGCUGAGUUUAGGCCAGUAUGGCUCGGCCGGCCCGAUCAUGGUGUGGAAAUGCUGCCCUCUGCUUAAAGGUAUUGGGAUUGGGAUGCUGUGUGUGUCCACGUUGGUGUGUCUCUACUAUAACGUGAUCAUAGCGUGGACAUUUUACUACCUGGGCAGCUCUUUCCAGAGCCCCUUGCCGUGGUCAUGUGAAGCCCCGGCCAAUGCCGCUCUCUGUAACGCCACUGCUGGCAAUGGCUCGGAAAGACGCCACAGCCCAACAGAAGUUUUCUGGAACGAGAACGUACUGGGUGUAGUGAACAGCGAGGGCCUUCAUGACCCGGGCCCUGUGCGGUGGCAGCUGGCUCUGUGCCUCUUGGCUGCCUGGAUCAUCAUCUUCUUCUGUAUGCUCAAAGGCAUCCGCAGCUCCGGCAAGGUGGUUUAUGUAACGGCCACCUUCCCGUAUUUUGUCCUCAUUGUUUUGAUCAUCAGAGGUGCCACACUGGAGGGAUCUCUUCAGGGCGUCGCCUUCUACCUCACACCUGACUGGAGCCGUUUAGCUAAUGCACAGGUGUGGAAUGACGCAGCCUCUCAGAUUUUCUACUCUUUAGGCAUAGGGGUUGGAGGGCUGCUCUCCAUGGCGUCUUACAACAAGUUCGACAACAACGUCAUCAGGGACACUAUCGUGAUCACAAUCGGAAACUGCGGCACCAGCUUCUUCGCAGGAUUCGCUAUAUUCUCCAUCCUGGGUCACAUGGCGUGGAAGAAGGGAGUGCCGGUUGACAAGGUGGCAGACACAGGUCCUGGACUAGCGUUCGUUGCUUAUCCAGAAGCGCUCGCUCUGCUGCCAGGCUCAGUGUUUUGGUCCAUUUUGUUCUUCCUCAUGCUGUUCAUGCUCGGGGUUGAUACUCUGUUCGGUAACAUGGAGGGCAUCACCACGGCCGUCCUGGAUGAGUUCCCGAACCUCAGAAGGAACACCUUCCACAAGUCCUUGUUCUUGGGCACCCUGUGUUUUGUCUUCUACCUGAUGGGCCUCCUGUUAGUGACGGACGGAGGGAUUUACUGGUUCACUCUCAUUGACUCCUUCAGCACCAGUUUCGGCCUCAUCAUCAUCACCCUGUUCAUGUGCAUUGGCAUCUCCUUCUUCUAUGGUGUCAAUCAGUUUUGUCAGGACAUCGUGGACAUGAUCUGCCACUGCCCUCCGUGGUGCAGCAAAGUGCUGAUUUACUUCAAAGCCUGCUGGGUUUUCUGCACCCCUUUUCUCCUGCUGUUCAUCCUGAUCUACAUCUUUUUGGAGAUGUACAACACGUCCCUCCGCUACGGCUCGUACGUGUAUCCACGGUGGGGUAAAGCUUUAGGCGUGUGCAUGGGCGCAACCUGCUGUCUGCAGAUCGUCAUCUGGGCCAUCGUGGCCAUCAGCAGGGAAACGGGGACUCUAAAAGAGCGCUUCAAGAAAUCGAUCCGACCUCUGAACUCCUGGAGGGUAAAUAACGUAAACAGCGCCGCGAGGAGCGAGAGCGUGGAGCCCGAGCGAGUGGAGGCUCCUUUCACCGUCACGCUCACAGACGUGGACUUCACAGCAAGGACAUGGGAAAUGGGAAGCAAUGCAUAAAGGAGACGGCAGACAUGAACAUACAAUGACGAGCAAACUAUAUUUAGUUUUUGUUUUUUUAAGAAACAAAAGGAUUUUUCUUUUAAUUCGUUACUCGCCCCAGCAAGGCUCUGGUGGCUGUGUCAGAUCAGGCUGUGUCCUGCAGGCCAAUGUGGAAUAAUAGAUUUAUUUAUGCUACUGUGUACAUAUGUGUGAAUGAUAAUUUUUUUUUAACAGUUUGUCUUGGAUCGAUGACGGUAUACAGAGAGUAAGUUGAAAAUUGGACUUACUUGUGAUGAUCUUGUUGUACGGACCAGAUUUUUAUUGAAAAACCAAGAAGGAAGGACAUCGUUAUAACACAGCCUCUUCCUACCGGUGGACCAGGAGACGGGCCCGCUUGUCAUCAUCCUGCCAGACUAAAUGGUGUUCACAACAAACCCCAUUGGUCACAAUUAUAUUUUAACCGUGUGUCUUAUUUAAACUGAAUGAGAAGUAUUUCGAGAAUAAAUACAUAAGAGGAUUUGCUAAAUGAAGUAUUAAGGAGGUGUCACCAUCUAUGAAACUUCACAUUAAGACGUCUUAAUUGAGAAAUUCAUUUUCAGAUGAAUUAUUUAGUUACAUUUUAUUUACAACAUUGCCCUACAUGCAACACACUGAGCGGGGGAAGAAAGAGAUCACUGCUCAUCUCCUGGAACACACCAUCCCCACUGGGAAACACGGUGGUGGCAGGAUCAUGGUCGGGGGGGACCAGGAAGCCAAAUCCUUAAAAAGGAAAACCUGUAAACUGUAGAAAAACAAAUCACUGAUUUUUAUUCGCAGCAUUGUCCUAAAUGCAAAUUUAAUUAUGUCAUUCUAGUACAACUACCGCGUUAUUGUUGCCAAUGUGUCUUUAAGAAAUCUAUGUUUUUAUUUGUGGUCAACUUUAGUGACAAAAUCAAACAUGAACCUUACAUAUUUGUUUACCACACUAGUUGCACUUUUUGACCCUGUGUGCCUGGGGAUGCACCUAGAUUUAAGAGAGCACCUUGAAUGUGGUUUUCUAUACGCUGCCUGUGUUCAACAAUCUAAAACCAUUAUACACCGUCGCUUUGCAGACUGUUUCUAUAUAUAGGUUUCUUUUUCAUUUUAUUGUUUCGUUUUAACGUCUGAGUCAGAACACCAUUAGAUAUUAAAUAUUUGUGUGCUGUAACAUACCCACGGUCCCUCCUUUUCGGUCCACGACAAUUUGGGCAGAUUCCAGCGCCCAUAUGACCCUAAAUAAAGUUAGAAACAUCGAGAAAAUU
Molecule: messenger RNA, 3437 nt
Organism: Fundulus heteroclitus (mummichog)
Lineage: Eukaryota; Metazoa; Chordata; Actinopteri; Cyprinodontiformes; Fundulidae
Gene: slc6a7
Product: solute carrier family 6 member 7
Exons: 14
Coding region: 226-2175 (649 amino acids)
Biological process (GO): sodium ion transmembrane transport
Cellular component (GO): membrane
Molecular function (GO): L-proline transmembrane transporter activity
Source: RefSeq, a predicted model, not a curated record